Sporothrix brasiliensis 5110 is the source of this 573-nucleotide messenger RNA. RefSeq names its product small subunit ribosomal protein S9e. The record is from RefSeq and is a predicted model, not a curated record. Gene Ontology annotation, cellular component: cytosolic small ribosomal subunit. Gene Ontology annotation, biological process: translation; positive regulation of translational fidelity. Lineage: Eukaryota; Fungi; Ascomycota; Sordariomycetes; Ophiostomatales; Ophiostomataceae. Gene Ontology annotation, molecular function: structural constituent of ribosome; rRNA binding. Bases 1 to 573 code for a protein of 190 amino acids. The transcript has 3 exons.
AUGGCUCCUCUGUCGUACUCCAAGACCGCCAAGGUCCCCCGUCGCCCCUUCGAGGCCGCUCGCCUUGACUCUGAGCUCAAGCUCGUCGGUGAGUAUGGUCUGCGCAACAAGCGUGAGGUGUGGCGCGUGCUGCUCACCCUCUCCAAAAUUCGUCGUGCUGCCCGUCAGCUCCUGACGCUUGACGAGAAGGACCCCAAGCGCCUGUUUGAGGGUAACGCUCUGAUUCGCCGUCUGGUGCGUGUCGGUGUGCUCGACGACUCGCGCAUGAAGCUCGAUUACGUGCUGGCCCUGAAGGUCGAGGACUUUUUGGAGCGUCGCCUGCAGACGCUCGUCUACAAGCUGGGCCUCGCCAAGUCCAUCCACCACGCCCGUGUCCUGAUCCGCCAGCGCCACAUCCGCGUCGGCAAGCAGGUCGUCAACGUUCCCUCGUUCAUCGUCCGUCUCGACUCGCAGAAGCACAUUGACUUCUCCCUGAAGUCGCCCUUUGGCGGCGGACGCCCCGGCCGUGUCCGGAGAAAGAAGGCCAAGGCCGCCGAGAAGGGCGACGGCGAGGAGGAGGAGGAUGAGGAGUAA